This is a messenger RNA of Annulohypoxylon maeteangense, 1090 nucleotides long. Its product is annotated as proliferating cell nuclear antigen. Lineage: Eukaryota; Fungi; Ascomycota; Sordariomycetes; Xylariales; Hypoxylaceae. Gene Ontology annotation, biological process: regulation of DNA replication; leading strand elongation; translesion synthesis. The coding region runs from base 184 to 963 and encodes 259 amino acids. The transcript is spliced from 4 exons. The record is from RefSeq and is a predicted model, not a curated record. Gene Ontology annotation, molecular function: DNA polymerase processivity factor activity; DNA binding. Gene Ontology annotation, cellular component: PCNA complex.
CACUAUUUCUGAAAUCGCCAGUACAGAAGAAAUUACAACUCCCGACAACACUGUCAACUUUGAAGCAAAAAUCUACCCACACAAAAUCAAUCUCGUUCUUCCCUCGCAAUUUUACACCAAAAACCUAUCGACGUGGAAUUUUAACUUGAAAUUUUCGUCAUUUAAUAUUAUCAAACCGUCAUCAUGUUGGAGGCACGAUUAGAACAGGCCCAGAUCCUGAAGAAGGUGGUGGAUUCUAUCAAGGAUCUAGUACAGGACUGCAAUUUCGAUUGCAAUGACUCCGGCAUUGCACUUCAAGCUAUGGACAACUCUCACGUCGCCCUUGUGUCCAUGAUGCUGAAGGCCGAGGGAUUCUCUCCCUAUCGAUGCGAUCGUAACAUUGCCCUCGGCGUCAACUUAGUCUCCCUUACCAAAGUUCUACGUGCCGCACAGAAUGAAGAUAUCUUAACUCUGAAGGCUGAAGACGCGCCCGACUCCCUCAACCUAGUCUUCGAGAGCAGCGAGAAUGAUCGUAUUAGCGAGUACGAUCUGAAGCUUAUGGAUAUCGACCAGGAGCACCUUGGUAUCCCCGAGACGGAGUACGCAGCCACAAUUUCCAUGCCUUCCUCAGAAUUCAGACGCAUCUGCACCGACUUGAUGGCUAUGUCUGAAUCGGUCACCAUCGAUGCAAGCAAGGAUGGUGUCAAGUUCUCUUGCAAUGGCGACAUCGGCAACGGUGCUGUCACCCUCCGAAGCCACCAAAACGUUGACAAGCCCGAGCUCAACAUCGACAUUGAGCUCUCCGAACCGGUCGGCCUAACAUUCUCUCUUAAAUACUUGGUUAACUUCUGCAAGGCUCAAGCUCUGUCCAGCACCGUCAAGAUCUGCUUGUCCAACGAAGUGCCUCUCUUGGUGGAGUAUGGUCUGGCUGGUAGCAGUUUUCUGAGAUUCUAUCUCGCACCAAAGAUUGGUGACGAGGAGUAAUGGUUUAAAGCAACGGAACAUAAUGAAUGUUAUGAUAAUACCACAUCGGCAGGAGAAAAUAGCGGGUUAGUUAUGAGACUUGCUUGCAGAUUACUCGUGGCUAUGAGAUGGAUACGAAUGCAUUCAG